Messenger RNA from Pseudozyma hubeiensis SY62, 963 nucleotides. RefSeq names its product glycine-rich RNA binding protein. NCBI's taxonomy places the organism in Eukaryota, Fungi, Basidiomycota, Ustilaginomycetes, Ustilaginales, Ustilaginaceae. The record is from RefSeq and is a predicted model, not a curated record. Gene Ontology annotation, cellular component: cytosol. The coding region runs from base 1 to 963 and encodes 320 amino acids. Gene Ontology annotation, molecular function: mRNA binding. The transcript has a single exon.
AUGACCGACAUCAACCAGAGCAUCGUCGACCCUGUCGCCAACAACGCUCAGCCCGUCAACAAGGCUGAGGACGACGACAAGAAGGUCUUCGCCGGCAACCUCGCUUUCGCCACCACCGAGGACCAGCUCAAGAACCUCUUUUCCGAGGCUGGCACCGUCACCCACGCCCAGAUCAUCACUCGCGGCACUCGCUCUCUCGGCUAUGGAUUCGUCACCUUCUCCACCAAUACCGAAGCACAAACCGCCAUCCAACUUCUCAACAAGCGUGAUGUCGACGGUCGCGAAAUCAGCGUAGAGUCGGCAAAGCCACAGACCGCCUCCGCCGCCGUUGCUGCUGCCGAUGGUGACAAGCCAAAGGCGCGCAGGACCCGUUCUAAGAAGGCCAAGGAGUCUUCGCGAGCGCCACGCCGUGCUCGCGCGGACGAGGGCGAGGAAGGAGCUGCCGAGGAGGACGCGGCGAAAGCUGCCACCAACGGCGACGGAGCCAACGGCGCAGAUGCCACAAAGCCAUCCAAGUCGGCCAAGCGCAGGCAGAAGAAGAAGGCGGCUGCUGCUGCCGCCGCAGCCAACGGCGAGACCACCAACGCAAACGCCGACUCGAGCGAGGCACAACCACGCGCACCCCGUGCCAAGCGCCAGCCAAAGGGCAAGCCCCAGGGCGAACCUUCCAAGACGCUCGUGUUUGUCGCCAACCUCGCCUUUGCCACCACCGACGAUUCGCUCAAAGCCGCCUUCUCGGACUACAAGGUCAAGUCGGCGCACGUUGUCAAGCGUCGCAACGGCGACCGAUCCAAGGGCUUUGGCUUUGUCGACUUUGAGGAUGCAUCCGAGCAGCAGCGUGCCAUCGCCUCGGCCCAGGGCAAGCAGAUCGACGGCCGAGACGUCACCCUCCAGGUUGCCGUUCAGAGCGACAAAGCCGACGAGCAGGUCCAGGCCGCAGAACCAACUUCUGCCGCUGUCUGA